UUAAUCGAAUAUUUCGGAAUGUUUGAUAUAAAAUGUGUAAAAAUGAAAUAUGUAUAUAUAAAUAUAAAGAAAGUAUUUGAUUUGGGUCAAGUAUUAUGAAGUAACCUCUUGAUCGUUAACCAUACACAAAUGUCAUUAUUUUUGAUAAAUUACAUUUUACUUUUUUACGGUAUAAAAUGUUAAAUUUUUUUAGUGAAUUAUAACUAAAUAUGUUACCAUCUUAGAAAGGUACAUUCAAUCAUAUGUUUAAAACGAUAAAAUGGCGCAAAUACAAAAUCCGAGCGCCGAUGGCCUACCAAAACAUUUUGUUAGUGCAAUGCGUACACUGUUUGACAUAAUGGAUGAUCAAAACACUGGUUACGUCAAAUUUUCCGAUAUUGAAGGACGAUGGCAGGACGAUGGUACACAAGGUCUUCCCAAAGGAGUUUUGGAUAGUUUGAAAAAAGUCACACCACCCAAUGGUCUGUUAUCUUUUGAAAGAUUUUGCGCGGGUUUGAAAAUUUGUUUGUUGCAAAUCCAAACGGAUGGUGAUUUUAAAAAACAUGAUGGACAACCAAACAGACCACCAUCUGCUCCAAUUUUGAUAACGGAUAAUCAAAACAAAGGACACUGGACGUCACCUAAUACUGCCACAAUAAGACCAAAUAAUGCUAUAUCUCAGCAACGUACUUUAAGUAUGCCACAAUUAUUAGCCAAUCGUAAAGAUAUUAAUAAUCAAUUAGAACUAAUUGAUGGAAGAAAUGGUGUUGAAUCUAAGCACAGUAAAGCGUAUGGUCCACCAAAACCUCCACGAACAGGUGCUGCAUUAGAAGGUAGAGCGCUUAGUGCUGAUAGAAAUAUUGAUAAGUCUGAAAUUCGUACGGUGCUGCAAAAUUGGCAAAUGGGUUUAAUGAUGAACGAUGAUAAAUGUUUGGAUAAACGCCAAUUGCCAAUGUCAAAUUAUCGAGCCGAUGCUAGGACUACAUUUUUAAGACCAACCCGCGUUUUAGGAGAUGGUAAAGCGGUAGAUCUACAAAAUAACCAGUUAGGUUUACAACCCAAAAAACCAUUAAAUCGACGUAGAGAACCAAGACGACAUACGUUGCAGAAUGGUAUUGACUACAAUAUGAUGAAAAGAAUGAAACAAAUCGAACAAGAAAAGGAUGUUUUGUUGCAAGGUUUAGCAGCAGUUGACAAAGCUAGAGAAUGGUAUUUAAAACAAAUUUCAGCAACUCAAGAGAAAAUUAAACACUUGGGACGUAUGGGCUCACAUGUGGAACAGUGGACAGAAGCACAGCAGGAACGUUUAGAAUUACAACGUGCAAGAAUUUUAGAAGUUAACAGGCAUCUUGCAGCUUUGAUAAGUAGCUGGGAACGUGGUGGAUUACCGUUUCAUAUGAAUUUAGCAUUUUUGACUACACCAACAUCAGCACAAUUACAACAAGAUGUAUUAUCAAGACUCAAACAACAAAAUCAUAGAUUAACUGAGGAAGUUAAUAAAAAGAGUCAAAGAAUAGCACUGCUCGAACAAGAAAAGGAUAAUUUAGUACGAGAAUUGUAUAAUAGGCAAGCAGCAGGUAUGGUUCAAUCUCGUAGAGCAACUAUGAUCCACGAACAACACGACCAAACAUUCAUAAUAUAAUUAACCUAAUUCUCAUGGAAAAUGAUAUACUUAAAUAGAUUAAAUAAUAAGUUUCAAAUUAAAUUAUAGAUCUUGAAUGCAGUAUCAGUGCACUUUAUACAGAAAUUCAUCUUGCACGAUUGAUGUAAAGAAAA
Molecule: messenger RNA, 1755 nt
Organism: Polistes dominula (European paper wasp)
Lineage: Eukaryota; Metazoa; Arthropoda; Insecta; Hymenoptera; Vespidae
Product: suppressor APC domain-containing protein 2
Source: RefSeq, a predicted model, not a curated record